AUGAACGAUGCCACCGGAAAUGCAGUGCUAACGGUGAAGAGGACGAUGACGCUGCCUGCUCUCAACUCAAGUCUCAGCAUCGGUACCGGCCUUAUUGACGAAGGACUUGUGUUGGCUACUGGAUACACUGGACCGGAGGGAGAAAAUCGUCAAGUGGUGGGACACUUGAUAGCCGCAGAUCCGCUCAAAGCCUCAGUGCUCCCCAACAAGGAUAUCACUCCUAUGAUUAGACAAUUUGAACAGUUCCUGAUGAAGCACGAUCCUGACUUGCAUAUUUUCGCUCCAGGAAUUCUGGCUGAAAGGAAUGGACUGACGUUUCUGCUGAAGAGCACUGACUACGAGUUGUUCGAGACGACAGUAGUGGGACGGGCAACGUUUAAUGCAAAUGGAAGCCGUGUGAUAUGCAAGCUGAUACCACUCGACAACAGCUCUAUAUUCUCGUUACUUUGCAUUCGACAUCUUCGUCAAGUUUGUCAUCGCGACGACAACAUUUGGAUGACGAUCAUCAGUUCCGAUUUCGCGCAGCUGAAUUCGUGGAAAUGGAGGAUCUAUCUGAGCGCGUUGCUCUACAUCAUCAAAGUGAUCACACUGAUGCUGCGAUUCGUACUGUGGAUUCGACGAGUGGAUCAUGGUGUUUCGUUGUAUCUCUACAUGAGGCUUUUACGGUGGCUUUACGGGCCGUCUAUGAUUCCCGUGACAGCUCCUCCACCAGCGUUCAAUAUGUACGGUCUUGAUAUGAAGUCGUUGAAGUUCAGAAGAGUUCCUAUUAAACCAAAACCAUACUCUGUGGAAAGUACGUUCAUCAGUUAUCCACUGGCUAUCGACUGUGAUCGAACAGGUGGUGUCGUCACCGCUGAAGCUCGGAUCUUCGUUAAAAACUAUUUCAGGGUUAACUAUUUCCCAAGCCAAACCGCGCCUCUCAGUCUGUGCAAACUCGCUGAACAUUCUGUUUACCGGAAUUUCCCAGCCUUUGAGAAAAGUCCAUUGCUACGCCGUUCUGUAGGACAAUUGAACUGGGAUUUGAUCUGA
Molecule: messenger RNA, 1029 nt
Organism: Cooperia oncophora
Lineage: Eukaryota; Metazoa; Nematoda; Chromadorea; Rhabditida; Trichostrongylidae
Source: the annotation of a GenBank genome assembly